UGUGUGAAUAUGUAAGGUGGGGGCGCUCCUCCUACUUCAGGCCUGUCCCACGCACACACAGCUAGUAAAACACGAAAGCAGGAAGGAUCCAGCACGAGUCCCUUUCAGUCGUAAACAUUGCAUGAAGUUGAUGAGGUUUGUGGAUGUAGACGGAGAAUGUUCGCUGUCCGCUUCACGACGUUCACCGCGUUCAUUAUAUCUUCCAGCUCUUCUUAACGCAUUGCGAAGGUCAGCGAUGCCUAUUUUCUUCAGGCCUGUAAAGCUAAGCAGUAAGAUGAUUCUGCUGUUGGUGGUCAUGUUGGCUUCAGCUACUACCUGUAUAGAAGAUAAAGGCAGCAUUGGUGACAUUGAGUGUGUGUGUGAGGGGUUAAAAUGCAGUGGUGUCCAGCAUUGUUUUGGUCUGCAGUGCUUCUCUUCCCUAUCUUUCGAGAACGGGACAGCCCUCCAGCAGAAAGGAUGCAUUGUGGGUAAAGAAGAAACGGUGCACUGCAAAAACUCCCAGACUGUGGACACACUGAUGCACUGCUGCCAGGAAACAUUGUGCAAUAUGAAUGUUACUGUGGAGAUGCCAAGUACAGAUGAGGAGUUAAGGGUGAGCCCUACAGAGCACGAGUGUGUGUGUGAGGGUCGAUCAUGUGCAACGGGGGACCGCUGUAAGGGUCAGCAGUGUUUCUCCUCUUUGACACUGAGUGAUGGGACACCAGUUUCUCAGAAGGGUUGUUUUAAGGUGUAUGAACAGGGCAGAAUGACCUGUAAAACACCUCCGUCACCUGACCAGAUAGUGGAGUGCUGUCAGGCUCAUCUGUGCAACAUGAACCUCACUGUGAGACUUCCUGUACGAGUGGUGAAGGGCCCCAACUAUAGUGUGACAACGUUGACCAUUGUGAUUGUGGCUCCAGUCAUCGUUCUCAUUUUCCUGUCUGGUGUGGCUGUCCUGAUCUUCCGUUGUCUUCACCAUCGCCAGAUGGAACAUCUGACCGCUCAUGAUGCGGAGUAUGGCACUAUCGAUGGUCUGAUUGCGUCUAAUGUGGGAGAAAGCACACUCGCGGAUUUGUUGGAUCAUUCCUGUACAUCUGGAAGUGGCUCUGGACUUCCUUUCCUGGUUCAGAGAACAGUAGCUAGACAGAUCACUCUCAACGAGUGUGUUGGUAAAGGUCGAUAUGGAGAGGUCUGGAGAGGUCAGUGGCAGGGAGAAAAUGUGGCUGUGAAAAUAUUCUCAUCUCGAGAUGAGAAAUCCUGGUUCAGAGAGACAGAAAUCUACAACACUGUCCUGCUUCGACACGAGAACAUUCUGGGUUUUAUUGCAUCCGAUAUGACAUCACGUAACUCCAGCACUCAGUUGUGGCUAAUCACACAUUUUCAUGAGAUGGGCUCUCUCUACGAUUACCUGCAACUCAGCAUGCUAGAUGCUUCUGCCUGUUUGCGGAUGGCACUGUCCAUUGCCAGUGGCCUGGCCCAUCUGCAUGUGGAGAUCUUUGGCACACAGGGCAAACCAGCCAUUGCUCACAGAGAUCUAAAAAGCAAAAAUAUUUUAGUGAACAAAACUGGCCAGUGCUGCAUUGCAGACCUUGGUCUUGCAGUUAUGCAUUUUCAGGACACAAAUGAGCUGGACGUAGGGAAUAAUCCUAAAGUUGGGACCAAGCGCUACAUGGCCCCUGAGGUUCUAGAUGACUCCAUUCAGACAGAUUGCUUUGAGUCUUACAAACGAGUUGAUAUCUGGGCCUUUGGACUUGUGUUGUGGGAAAUUGCUAGAAGAACGAUUAGUAAUGCCUUAAAAUGUGUAUGUCACUUGUGUGUAAACCACACCUGUGAGACAGAGGCAGAAGGAGCAUGUUGGAACUCAGUAAUGCUCAUAAAUGGGAAGGAGGAGGCCGUGAAGUCUUGCCUGUCCCCAUCAAAGCUCAAGGGUCAGGUGUUCUGCUACAGCUCCGGAAAUGUAUCCAAACGCAACUGCUGCUUUACAGACUUCUGCAACAAUGAGACGCUACAUCUCAAUCCAGAGCCACCACCUGAGGGGUCUGGGUGGAGUCAGCUGGAACUAGCAGCUGUAAUUCUUGUGCCAUCGUGCCUGGUGUGUGUAGGUGUCAUUCUGGGAAUGUGUGCCGUACAAAACCUGCGGUGCAACCACAUAAAAGCCCACAAACAAGAUCCAGAGGAACCCCUGGAUGACCAGACUCUGGUGUCACCUGACAAAUGCCUAAAAGAGCUAAUCUAUGACAUGAGCACCUCUGGCUCAGGAUCAGGAUUGCCCCUAUUGGUCCAGAGAACGAUUGCUCGAACAAUUGUCCUGCAGGAGAGUAUUGGGAAGGGCCGCUUUGGGGAAGUGUGGAGAGGCAAGUGGAGGGGGGAGGACGUCGCUGUGAAGAUCUUCUCUUCACGAGAUGAGCGUUCCUGGUUUCGUGAGGCUGAGAUUUAUCAGACCAUCAUGCUACGUCAUGAGAAUAUUUUGGGUUUUAUCGCUGCUGAUAACAAAGAUAAUGGCUCAUGGACACAGCUGUGGCUGGUGUCCGAGUAUCACGAGCACGGCUCUCUCUUUGAUUACCUGAACAGAUACACAGUAUCAGUGGAGGGGAUGAUAGUCCUGGCACUGUCCAUUGCCAGCGGCAUUGCCCACCUGCACAUGGAGAUUAUUGGCACUCAAGGGAAGCCAGCCAUAGCUCACAGAGACAUAAAGUCUAAGAACAUUCUGGUUAAGAAGAAUGGAACUGCUGUGAUUGCUGAUCUUGGUCUGGCUGUCAAACACGACUCUAACACCAACAUUAUUGACAUCCCCAUUAACCACAGAGUGGGCACCAAGAGGUACAUGGCUCCCGAGAUCCUGGAUGAUUCCAUAAACAUGAGCAGCUUUGAGUCAUUUAAGCGUGCUGAUAUCUAUUCACUUGGCCUGGUGUUCUGGGAACUUGCACACAGAUGUUCUGUCCAAGGGAUUUAUGAAGAUUUCCAGUUGCCUUAUUAUGACCAGGUGCAAUCAGACCCAUCAAUGGAUGAUAUGAGGAAGGUGGUGUGUGAACAGAAACUACGACCUAACAUUCUCAACCAGUGGCAGAGUUGUGAGGCACUGAGGGUUAUGGGUAAGAUCAUGCGGGAGUGCUGGUACGCCAAUCCAGCUGCUCGUCUGACAGCACUACGUGUCAAGAAGACUAUAUCUCAGGUAACUGUGAUCAAGGACGUUAAAGAGUAACCAAGCUGCCUCGGCGUUAAAGUAUAACCCAGCUGCCAUCUUCUGUGUUUCUGUGUGUUAAUGGCACAUUUCAGAUGCUCGGGUGAGAUGCCAAAGAUUCCAGGAGUUUAACAGGGAAAUGUUAUCUUAUGCUGUCUGAGCAUUAGGAGAAUUAAUGAAAGAGAGUGUAUUUUGUUUUUUAGUCAAUAGAUGGUGAUAGAGUACUGAUAUACUGCUACCUCAACUGAUCCUAUUAGUGCCAAAUGCUUGGAGUUGCACUUGUUACAUUUUGUGCCAUUAAUGUUUUGCUUGGUGUAAAUUAAAACUAUACAGUGUUAAAAAAGUCAAAAUGUCUAUACACACACACUAACAAACAGGACCAAUUAAAAAUUUUUUUUGUAAGACCACGUGUUGACGUCAAAGUGUAAUGUGGUCUGCAAAGCUUGUUUUUUUUAGCCAAGCUUUGCUCAGAUUGUGGUUUCCGGCACUAUUUUUUCUACCGUUUUACACAGCUCUCAUUAUGUUUGACUGUACUGUGUACCUGUAGAAACAUGAUGUUUUUCUGAAAGCCCUUUGAUUUCUGAAUGUAAAAAGUGUUUUGUGUCUGAGCAGAUGUCUGGGCCAAACCCUUAUGUUUUUUGUUUUUUUUUAGGGGUG
Puntigrus tetrazona (Sumatra barb) is the source of this 3817-nucleotide messenger RNA. RefSeq lists its product as uncharacterized. The record is from RefSeq and is a predicted model, not a curated record. Gene Ontology annotation, biological process: cellular response to growth factor stimulus; activin receptor signaling pathway; nervous system development. Gene Ontology annotation, cellular component: activin receptor complex; plasma membrane. Lineage: Eukaryota; Metazoa; Chordata; Actinopteri; Cypriniformes; Cyprinidae. Gene Ontology annotation, molecular function: activin receptor activity, type I; ATP binding.